Metarhizium album ARSEF 1941 is the source of this 1380-nucleotide messenger RNA. RefSeq lists its product as uncharacterized. The transcript has a single exon. NCBI's taxonomy places the organism in Eukaryota, Fungi, Ascomycota, Sordariomycetes, Hypocreales, Clavicipitaceae. The record is from RefSeq and is a predicted model, not a curated record. The coding region runs from base 1 to 1380 and encodes 459 amino acids.
AUGACGAUUUACUCCGUCGUGCACACUAAGACGGUGACUUUUUAUGGCAACAAGACUGACUAUACACCACCAUAUCCCACCAUCCAGACUCCGGUGUACUGUUUGGAAUCCUCAGAAGAGUCUCCAACUACAGACGGGUUUUCGCCUCACCUUGUCCAAGGCCCGGAGAAAACGACGACGGGUUUCUUCAGGGCCUUGAUGCCAUUUGCGCGACCACAGGUCACCUUUAUCACAACAGACAAAAAUCCCGCAGUCGUGUUCCCUUCUGACCCUCCGCCGAAUUACAACGCAAUCUGGUCUGACCCGUACCCAAAGCCCGUAAUGCACAAGUCCGUCUCGCCCCAGGACGACUCGGGCAGUCGGGGCGAUUCAGGCGGCCAGGGGCGGACAUCCGAAGGAAGCAAUCAACCACGUCCAACGUUUAGUCUGACAGCAAAGGGGAACGAGGUCAUCAUAAACAGCAAGACAUAUGCUUCGCUGAAACCGGACCAGGUCACGACGGUGGGGGUUGACGGGGGAAAGUUUACAAUAUAUCCCACAGCCAUCAUCGGCGAAGGGGCCACUGUCGCGAAACCGCCUCCUUUCCCGACCAAAUUUGGCUUCCCAUCGCCGACAGAGGGACAUGUCGGCGGGCUGGACGUGUCCUUGUCAGGCUCACGGGUUGCCAUUGCCGGGGUGGCGAUGACCAUGCCGCCCCAUGGCACGACGACAACCAUCCGGGGACAAAGGGUGACAAUCGACGCGAAGCGAAUCGUUGUCGGCACAAGCUCGCUCGAGCUGGAGCCGUGGCAAGCAGCGCCCGAAUCUGACGUUGUAGUUGCGGGGGGCGAAAUGCUUACAGUCGCGGGCAAAAGCGUCGUGGUUGUGCACUCAAAAACAAUUACGUACGGCCGCGACUCGACAACCACCCGACAAGUCGUUGGCGGCGACACAGUCACAAUUGGUCCCUUGGGCGUUACCGUGCAUGGCCUGACGCUCGGCGGCUCCCAAGCCAGGGAGGCAUACACGACACACGAGAUCAUUGGCGGAGCGACGGUUACCAAGAUUGCCCCGUCUGUCGCCAUCAUCAACGGCCUGACGUUCACCGUCGGACCGGGCUCACCUCUUUCAACUACAGUCAUUGCCGGCCAGGCGUUCACGCUCGGCCCCAUCGGCGUCAUCGUGUCCACCAUGACCAUCUCGCACCCGUUUGGUGCGACGGUUGUCGCGGCCAUCACGCCCACGGGGACCUGGCUCAACACGCUUCCCGUGGAGACGGCUUCUCCUCCCGGGGCCGACGAUGACAACAUUGGACCCUGUCUACGGCCGAGCCUGCCCUGUGCGGGCGUGGCACUCUGCAUAGCGAUUGGCGUUUUGGUAUGGCCAUGGAACUUGGUAUGA